Messenger RNA from Dictyostelium purpureum, 1632 nucleotides. RefSeq lists its product as uncharacterized. Lineage: Eukaryota; Evosea; Eumycetozoa; Dictyosteliales; Dictyosteliaceae. Gene Ontology annotation, molecular function: snoRNA binding. The transcript has 3 exons. The coding region runs from base 1 to 1632 and encodes 543 amino acids. The record is from RefSeq and is a predicted model, not a curated record. Gene Ontology annotation, cellular component: small-subunit processome; box C/D methylation guide snoRNP complex.
AUGUUAGUAUUAUUUGAAACAUCUGCUGGUUUUGCUUUAUUCAAAGUUUUAGACGAAGGUAAAAUCAGUAAGUCUAAAGCUGCUGAUAUCAACAAAGUUUUCUCAUCACCAGAAGGUGCUUCAUCAAUUAUUUCAUUAAAGAAAUUUUACAAAUUUGAUGGUACUUUAGAUGCAUUAGAAGCCCAAACUGCAGUUUCAGAAUGUAAAGUUCCAGAAUCACUUUCAAACUUUUUAAAGAAAAAUGUUGUCAACGAAAAAUUAAAUGAACAAUUAAUUGUUAGUGACACUAAAUUUGGUAAUGCCAUUAAAGAUGCACUCAACAUUAAAGUUCUCUGUGAUGAAACUACCAAUGAAUUAAUUAGAGGUAUUCGUCUUCAAUUAAAAUCAUUAGUUAAUGCCAACGAACAAGAUUUAAAUUCAAUGUCAAUUGGUUUAUCUCACUCAUAUUCAAGAUACAAAUUAAAAUUCUCACCAGAUAAGGUUGAUACUAUGAUUGUUCAAGCCAUUUCAUUAUUAGAUGAUUUAACCAAAGAAAUCAAUAUCUACGCCAUGAGAGCUAGAGAAUGGUACGGAUGGCAUUUCCCAGAACUUGGUAAGUUAAUUGCCAGUCACACCCAAUACGCCAACGUUAUUAAAAUGAUGGGUAACAGAAAGAAUGCCGUCAAUACCGAUUUUGGUGAAGUUAUUCCAUCAGAAGUUGCCGAAGAUGUCAAAGAAGCCGCUCAAAUCUCUAUGGGUACUGAAAUUUCCGAAGAAGAUUUAGACCACAUCUUUGCUCUCUGUGACCAAUUCCUUUCAAUUCAAGCUUACCACAACGAACUCACUGAAUACCUUAAAAACCGUAUGAAUGCUAUUGCUCCAAAUCUUACUAUUUUAGUUGGUGAAGUCGUCGGUGCUCGUUUAAUCUGUCGUGCUGGUUCCCUCAUGAAUUUAGCUAAAUACCCAGCUUCAACUAUUCAAAUUUUAGGUGCUGAAAAAGCCCUCUUCAGAGCUCUUAAAACCAAACAUAACACUCCAAAAUAUGGUCUCAUCUAUAACGCUAAAAUCGUUGGUGAAGCCUCAUUAAAAAAUAAAGGUAAAAUGUCAAGAGUUCUCGCUGCUAAAGCUGCUUUAUCUGCUCGUUUCGAUGCUCUCAGUGAAGUCAGUGAUACCAGUUACGGUAUUUCAUACAAGAACUCUGUAGAUAGAAGAGCCGCUGCCAUCGAAGGUAGAGAAGUUCGUAAAGAAUAUAAAGCUGAAAAAUCACACGCUACUCCAAAAUACGAUCAUACCAAAUCAUCAAAUAACACCACUAGAGACGCCACUGGUAAAUCUAUGAAAGAAACUUCAAUCAAACAAGAAAAAGAAAAGAAAGACAAAAAAGAUAAAAAAGAAAAGAAAGACAAAAAAGAAGAAAAAGAAGAAAAAGUAGAAGUCAAAGAAGAAAAGAAAGAAAAGAAAGACAAGAAAGAUAAAAAAGAAAAGAAAGAAGAAAAAGUUGAAGUCAAAGAAGAAAAGAAAGAUAAGAAAGACAAGAAAGAAAAGAAAGAAGAAAAAGAAGAAAAGAAAGAAAAGAAAGAAAAGAAAGAUAAAAAGAGAAAAGAUAGAGAUGAUGAUGAUAGUGAAAAGAAAGUUAAGAAAUCAAAAAAAUAA